AACGGAAAAGGCCCAAAGUCCGUGCGGAGAGGUUUGUGCGAAGGGCCGUUCGGAGCGAUGAAUCCAGACGUUGAGAGCGAGAGGGAAGCUCCCUGUUUCGAGGUGGAGAAAUUAGUGAACUUGCUGGACGGCGGAGCGGGACGCACUCGCACCCGGAGGUCCGUAGAACAUACCAUUAAUAGCGAUGCUGUUUUUAACCAAGAAAAUCAGUACUUCUUGACACAGACUGAGCGAUACGAAGAAGCUGUGAAAAGAGCCGUGCAUCUGCGGCAGAAGAUUAAGGAAUUGGGCUGGACUGAUGAUGGGCCAGAAAUACAAAUUGCUUUUAGGGUCCUGGGAGGAAAUUUGGCCUUUGCAGUCCAUCAUGGACUCUUUAUACCAACCAUCACGAAACUGGGGACAGAUGCACAGAUCGCUAAGUGGGUCCCACUGGCUAAGGAUUACCAGAUUAUUGGAACCUAUGCUCAAACGGAGCUAGGCCAUGGUACAUAUCUUCGCGGACUAGAGACAACGGCAUCCUUUGACACUUCCAGCCAGGAUUUCAUCCUCAACACACCAGAAGUGUCCUCAAUAAAGUGGUGGCCCGGUGACUUGGACAGAUCGGCAAGUCAUGCUGUGGUCUUGGCUCAGCUGUAUACCCAGGAGAUGUGCCAUGGGAUGCAUGCCUUUAUUGUUCAGAUUCGCAGCCUGGUGGACCAUUCUGCUUUGCCAGGUGUCAAAAUUGGAGACACUGGUCCAAAGAUGGCCUUUGAACAGGUUGACAAUGGAUAUUUAAUGUUGCAAAAUGUUCAUGUUCCCAGGGACAACAUGUUGAGCAGAUACAGUGAGGUUAUGUCAGACGGCAGCUAUGUUAAACAAGGAUCUGACAGAAUUUAUUACAUCUCUAUGGUGCUUGCUCGAGUGAAGAUAAUAUCUAGAGAACUGGUGUCUGCUCUUUCUAAAGCCUGUGUUAUUGCUAUUCGAUAUUCUGUGGUGAGACGUCAGUCAAAAUUAAAGCCUGGUGAAACGGAAGCAAAAACUUUAGACUACCAGACCCAGCAACAGAAGCUCCUUCCCCAGCUGACAACAACUUUUGCCUUUCGUUUCAUGGCCUCAUCCUUGGAUACCUUUUGCAAUCAAGUGAAAGUACAGGUCAAAACCAAGGGAGACAUCUCAUUGCUGUCUGAGCUCCAUGCCUUGUCUGCAGGCCUGAAAGCUAUGAUGUCUGAGAGUUGCAGUGUUGGAGUUGAGGCAUGUCGCAGAGCUUGUGGUGGCCAUGGUUACUCAAUGCAGAGUGGUUUACCCACUCGUUAUACUCAAGUGGUAGCCUCCUGUACAUACGAAGGGGAAAACACAGUACUGCAAUUGCAGACUGCACGAUUCCUAAUGAAGUGCCUUACCAGAAUAGAUUGUGGACAGCCUUUGCCCCAGUCUGUCUCUUACCUGUCUGAACCCAUUAUUCUUCAUUGCUCUACGAAGGAGAAAAGUGAUUUCCUCAAGCUAUUCAUAUAUAUAUAUAUAUAUAUAUAUGAGUCUUACAAGCACAGGGCACACAGGCUGAUUAAGGAUGCUGGGAUCAAAUUGCAGUCUCUGCUUCAGUCUGGAGUCGAGCAACAUGUUGCCUGGAAUAGUACCUCUGUGCAGCUUGCAAAGGCUGCUGUUGCUCACUGCCAUUACAUAGUUGUGAAGAACUUUGUUGAAACAAUGGAAGGACUAAAGUUUGAGCCUGAAAUCCAGCAAGUGAUCAAAAUGUUGUGUGACCUUUACGCAUUGACUGGCAUUCUGGACAAUGCUGGGGAUUUCCUUGAUGGAUUUAUGACUGGAAAGCAACUGGACUUGGUGACCACCUCUCUGCUGGAUCUUCUAGCUCUUGUCCGGAAGAAUGCUGUCUCAAUAACGGAUGCAUUUGAUUAUCCUGACAAACUGCUGAAUUCUGCCAUUGGCAACUAUGACGGGCAUGUUUACCAACGCCUCUUUGACUGGGCUCAGAAAGCCCCCACAAAUGCAAAGAUAAACCUCGCAUAUGAGAAAUACCUGAAGCCUCUCUUUCAAUUAGCACAGUCCAAGCUGUAACAUUGUAUUCUGGAUUUGUUUUGCUGCUGAUUUGAAUGGUUAAAGCUAUGCUAAUAGCAUGGAAUACUGAUUAUCAUAAAUGGCUACAGUGACUAUUAACAACAAGUACAAAGCAAAAGUCAGUUGUUGAUCUAAGGUUCAGUUGAAUUUUUUUGAAUUUCUAAUGAAUAUCUUGUUAAUAUUAAUCUUGUACUUAUGUUUAGAGUAAUUGAAUGUACUAAUUUUAACUGAAUUUUAAACCUAUGUUUUCAGUAAAUUGAUUUAAGGAUUUAAAUGCAUUUUGCAAGUACAACUGUUAAAACAUUUUAUGUAUCUAGACAUCUUGCUAAUGUCAGCCUUUUCAGACUUCAUUUAACAUAUCAUAUUUACCAGCUAUUAAAUGAACCCAGGAAGAUGCU
Molecule: messenger RNA, 2450 nt
Organism: Carcharodon carcharias (great white shark)
Lineage: Eukaryota; Metazoa; Chordata; Chondrichthyes; Lamniformes; Lamnidae
Product: peroxisomal acyl-coenzyme A oxidase 2-like
Biological process (GO): lipid homeostasis; fatty acid beta-oxidation using acyl-CoA oxidase; very long-chain fatty acid metabolic process
Cellular component (GO): peroxisome
Molecular function (GO): fatty acid binding; FAD binding
Source: RefSeq, a predicted model, not a curated record